CACCGCUUCUGCCUCUCUGGCUUCCUUUCCCUCCUCGCCUACUCCAGAAGCUUUGGACAAUCCGACUUCUUCACCACCCGUUUCGAACACGAAUUGAUUGCUAGCAACAGACACAUUGCAGCAUUUUCCUCCCUUCGCUCGAAUUCUUCAUCCUUUUUCCAAUUCCAACACAUAUCCGCCCCAAUGGCCGAAUCAAAAGCCCGCACUGGCGUUGAGCCUAGCGACCGAGUCGUCAUUGGUAUCACCUUUGGCAACUCCAACAGUUCCAUUGCCUACACUGUCGAUGACAAGGCCGAAGUCAUUGCCAACGAAGACGGCGACCGACAAAUCCCCACGGUUCUCUCUUACGUCGAUGGCGAUGAGUACUACGGUGUUCAGGCCAAGAGCUUCCUCGUCCGCAACCCUACCAACACCAUCGCUUAUUUCCGCGACUUUCUCGGCAAGGAGUUCAAGUCUAUCGACCCCACUCACUGCCACGCCUCUGCUCACCCCAAGGAUGUCUCUGGCAACAUCUCCUUCUCCGUCAAGGACCAGCCUGAGAGCGAGGAGGCCUCUGACGUCAACAUCAGCGAGACUGCUGCCCGCUAUUUCCGCCGUCUCGUAGGCUCUGCUUCCGACUACCUUGGCAAGAAGGUUACUUCCGCUGUCAUCACUGUUCCCACCAACUUCAACGAUAAGCAGCGUGAGGCUUUGAUCAAGGCUGCCAACGAUGCCGAUGUUGAGGUUCUCCAGCUCAUCGCUGACCCCGUUGCUGCUGUCUUGGCUUACGAUGCCAGACCUGAUGCUGAGAUCAAGGAUAAGAUUGUCGUUGUUGCCGACCUUGGUGGCACCCGCUCCGAUGUUGCUGUCAUUGCUUCCCGCGGUGGCAUGUACACCAUCCUCGCCACUGUUCACGACUACGAAUUCGCUGGUGUCAACCUUGACCAGGCCCUUAUGGACCACUUUGCCAAGGAGUUCAUCAAGAAGCACAACAAGGACCCCCGCGAGAACGUUAAGAGCUUGGCUAAGCUCCGCCUCGAGGCGGAGGCCACCAAGAAGGCCCUCAGCUUGGGUACCAACGCUCAGUUCAGUGUAGAGAGCUUGCUCGACGGCUUUGACUUCUCUUCCACCAUUAACCGCCUCCGCUACGAGAUGGUUGCCCGCAAGGUCUUCGAGGGCUUCAACCGCCUCGUCGAGGGCGCCGUUAAGAAGGCUGAGCUCGAUGUCCUUGACGUCGAUGAGGUUAUCAUGUGCGGUGGUACCUCCCACACCCCCCGCAUUGCCAACAACCUCGCUGGCAUCUUCCCUGAGACCACCACCAUUCUCGCUCCCGCCACCAGCGCUACCGCCAUCAACCCCUCUGAGCUCCAGGCCCGCGGUGCCGCUCUCCAGGCUUCUCUUAUCCAGGAAUACGAUGCCAACGACAUUGAACAGUCUACCCACGCCGCUGUCACCACCGUUAAGCACAUUGCCAACGCCAUUGGUGUCCUGACCAUCGGUGCCAACGGCGAGGAGGUCUUCAGCCCCGUCAUGCAGGUCGAGACCGCUGUCCCUGCCCGCCGCACCGUUCACAUCGCUGCCCCCAAGGCCGGUGGUGAUGUCAUCAUCAAGGUUGUUGAGGGUGGUACUCACAUCAAGGUCACCAAGCCUGAGCCCAAGGCUAAGGAGGAGAAGCCCGCCGAUGAGGACGACAGCGACUUCGACAGCGACGAGGAUGAGGAGGAGGAGCACCGUGAGAAGAUCUGGAAGACCGGCAAGCAGCUGGCUGAGGCUGCCAUCAAGGAUGUCAAGGCCAACGGCAAGGUCGAGGUCACCGUUAACGUUCUUGGUGACCUCAGCGUCACUGUCACCGCCCGUGAGGUUGGUGGUAAGGGCGGCAUCCGCGGCACCCUGACUGCCCCUUAAAUGGUUUAAUUGACUAGGGAGCCAUCUUUUGUGUUUUUGGAAAAGUUUACAACGGUUGCCAAAAGGGGAGACAGUGUCAUGACGGAAGACUUAACACGAAUAUAAGCUGGAGUUUAUGUCAUGUUCCUUACGACCAACGGGGUUAUAGAAUAUGUUUUUGUUUUCUUUUGUCUUAUAGUUUCACAUAGCGAACGAAAAGGGCUUCGCCGGUUAGAUCUAGACGGUGAACAGGCCAUAGUUUCACACAUACUCUUUUCUUUUCAACCAGCACCAGACGUGACAUAGCUGAUAUAGCGCUCAUGUAUUAUAUUAAGUACAAUAGUAAAAGGAAACGUGCUGUUGCUCCAAACCUGUCUCUGGGACGUUUUUCUCUACCAAGCGCUCGGGGAUAAUAAAUCAACACGCCCUCCAAACUCCUUAUACCGUAUAUCCGUUUGCCUAAACGUAACCUUGUGUGAAAAAGAAUAUAAACAACACACCAAACAAGCCCAACACCUUGCAAGAAUAUAAAAAAGAAAAGCACGGGGAAUAAGACUUGCAGCAGACACACCAAAACAAACGCCACGCAGCGCCUUCGAAAAAGGUAAUAGCAAAGUCAGCUCAGGUUACCAAACCUUGACCUGGAAGUUUCCAUGCUACAAGGUCAUCUCUGAUUUCCAUCUCGUCUAGUUCACGAGGGUGUUUGUAGCCAGAUUCUGUCCUGCCACCGCGCUCAUUUCCGCUGCUGCUUCCAAGAGUAGGAGCAAGACUGGCUAUGCUGCCGCUGCGACUGCUUCGGCCAGCCAAGUCAUCAUCUCGCGAGUCACCACGUGCAUGUCGCGACCCAUUCUUACGGGGGCUGCUGGUAUUGUGGUGGCGAUGGCGGCGCCCAGUGACUGUGCUCACACUCUUGUCGCUUGAUGCGCUGUUUGUGCGCUGAUGUGAGCGAAUGCCUAUGCGACGUAUAUCGCUGGGGCGGAGGGUGCCGUUGUUGUAGCCACCGUCGAUAGCGUCAUCGUCUUCGGUGUCUGCGGUGGAAGACGAGUGGUCUCGCUUUGUCUUCCAGCCGUUUCCUCCCGAGAAAAUGUCCUCAAUGCACUCAUCUGCAGGGAGUUCUGCAGGCUGGCGGGACCAUGACGCGGCCAGGGUUCGGCGGUACAAAUCUUGCACUUCGGCGGUCUCCCGGUUCUUGCUCAUGACUGGUAGGGCUGUAUUGCAGGUAUGUUAGCAUUGUAAUGAAUUGCCAGCAUAGGCUGAGAGACUUACGGCCUGUAUCAUCCUCCAGUUGUUCUGGUGCCAUGAACCCAGCAAUACCACCAAACACAGGAGCAGUUUUAAGAGCUGGCGCUAUAUAGCUGCGCUCGCCAUCAACUUGCACCAUAAGAAUGCCAAUCUUGAGUGUGCUGUUGACUUUGCUAUCCUGCAUGAGGUAGCGGCGUACAAUACCAUCCUCGGGGUCGCGAGUAUCAGUGCUGGAGCGAGGCGCAGAGCUAACGGGACUGAUUCCACUUGAGCUGCCGUGGCGGACUCUGGUGGGCGAGGAGAAUGAAUCUCGGGCGAAGGAUUCGCUCUCUUCGACAUACUCACUCAGAUUCAGUCGAACGAAACCUAGCGUCAUCUUUUCGGCGCCGGGGAAUUCUUGAACGAUCUCCAAUUCGAUGGGGCAUUCAGACAACACAUUGGAUUUGUCCAAGGAAAUUCGGACAGACUGAAUGACUUUGGUGUAGGCAUAUUCAACGCGAUGGUUCGCAACGGAGCACUUGCUAGUGCGGCCGCGAUGCUCGGCAUGCAUUGAAUGAGAGAGAUGCCAUUUGAUGUACGAGUUCCCGGAAACGAGCGGAACAUUGUUGAGAUCAUAGAUCUUUCUUCAAAUUUGGGCUAGAUGGGCGAUAGAUACCUUGGUUAGCAAUGGACAGAGAGGAAGCGGGAGUAUAUGCUUUUGUCAUUUACCUUGCGAUGGCCCUUUCCCACUGAGAGAAUAUUCAUGUUAGCAGAUGCACAAAGACAAUUGAACAGAAUGCGGCGCAAUCCGGAUGGCCCGGGAGAUAUAUAGCGAGUACCGGAUGGCACAGGCUGGUGGGGGAGCUUGGGCUAAUGCGAGGCAGCGCUGUGGCGGAAAGGGGAAGGGAAGAAUGGCUUGCGCGUUAUCGGAGGGAGGGGUUCGGAGGCCUUGAAAGGAAAUAUAUCAUGGAACUUACUAAACGACGCCAUUUAUUUAUGUGCGCAUCGAGGUAAUCAAUCUGUGGGUGGCUCCAGGAGUUUGCUGUGUAGAGAGGCCCUUGAACGCGCGGUUGAUUAAGGAAAAGCCAGGCCACGCUGACACGUGGAAGGGGCUCAAGGUGAUACAGUACGAGUGUGCUGUAGCAGAUGGUGAAAGUCGCGAGUAGCACAGGCCGAGUCGAAACGCCGUGCGACAGCCGAGGAAGAUUUGCAGGAAGCUAAAGAUAGACAAAUAAUGUAGCGACUGAUAAUGCGGGUGUGAGAAGAAAUGUCCGAGGAGCGCAUGCGAUACCUGACUGACUAGUUGUGCGAACCAAACUUUGGGGCGUUGGCAGCACUUAGGGGGCUAUAGCGAGGCUGAGGGGCCCCAAAGUACGCUAAAGUAUGACGAUGGACCUUGCGCCGGCUCUGGCGUUUAGUGGAGUUUGGAGGAGCUUUUCCCAGGCUGGGGCAGUGACUGGGGCGCCUAUAGCGGCAUGUGAAAGCGAGAGAGAGGCUUGUGAUACCAGGUUGAGUGAAUUGCUCAAAGAGAAAGACUGCAAAUGGAGAAAAGUGAAGGGGAGAAGAAAUGCC
Molecule: messenger RNA, 4656 nt
Organism: [Torrubiella] hemipterigena
Lineage: Eukaryota; Fungi; Ascomycota; Sordariomycetes; Hypocreales; Clavicipitaceae
Source: the annotation of a GenBank genome assembly